Labrus mixtus (cuckoo wrasse) is the source of this 1383-nucleotide messenger RNA. RefSeq names its product EF-hand calcium-binding domain-containing protein 10 (gene efcab10). Lineage: Eukaryota; Metazoa; Chordata; Actinopteri; Labriformes; Labridae. The coding region runs from base 388 to 786 and encodes 132 amino acids. The record is from RefSeq and is a predicted model, not a curated record. The transcript is spliced from 4 exons.
GCCCGGGUUCAAAUCUAGAGAGACUAUCCACUGUCCUAUCGCUAAAUAAAGGCAUACAAAUCCCCAAAGUAAACCUGACUGUAAAGGAAAAUGACACCUCUGAUGAAAUAAUUAGUUGCAUCCCUACUAGCCAGAAAUUAAUCAGCAUUUAUUUAAAAACGAAGAAGAAAUAUUUUACAUUCACAUGAGAAAAUAAUCAUCUGAAUUAAAGAGGUGAUUAUCGCUGAAUUAUAUUGAUUUUAAAUUCGUCAAACUGUAUCUUUGUGCAGGUAAAAAAAAAGUGUCCUCACAGGUAUUAUACGUGCGCGUGCGUGUUUGCUUGCGCCUCAGCUGUUGGCCGUUUACGUAUCAUAGCAACAAGUUCAAACAAAAAGUGACGUAGAAAAGAUGGCGACGCAGCGAGAGAAAGACGCCGCGGAUUAUCUCCACAAACACAAAAUUACGGAGCUCAUGGACAACCUGACUAGCAUCCUCUUCUUUCAUAGACCUGAAAACCCCAGAGAGUUCCUGGUGGAGCAGCUGAAACAGCUGAAGCUUUCUCAGCAGAGCGGUGUGAAGGGGCCAAAUCUGUUCAACAACGCCGACCUGAAUGCAAUUUUUGGGAUCCUGGAUCCAGUUGGACGGAAAUACAUCACUUUAGCCCAAUACAAGCAGGCUCUGACCACACUGGGAAUCAAAGACAUUAAUGAAUGUCCUGAAGGUGUAAAUGAAGACAGAAUAUCACAGGAGACCUUCAAAACAGAAGCGAUUCAAGGCCUGCAGGGAUGCUCAGCUACAUAUAUGUGAAGUAAUGUUUGAUGUGUCCUUCAGCUCAUAUGUUAUUUAAUUGAAUGUUUUUAAUGGAAUUGUGCUUAUUAUUUAUCUAUGUUUUGUUAAAAUAAGCACUUUUCAUUUGGUUAUUUUUAUUAAACUGUUGAUGUUAACAUGUUGCCAUGCUUUAAGAAAAUAACACCAUGUCAGAGGCUGGGUGUGAAUUUUUUUUUAACCUCAAGAAUACAUGAAAAGUCACACCACAAGUCCUACAUGUGUACAGAGAGUUGAAGUUUAUUGUGUGAGAAACUUCAUUAAAGCCAAAAGCACCUGCUGUAUUCUGUUCCUACCACAACGUCCUCAUCCCUAUUACAGAAAGUAUGGGCUUAUUGUUGAAUGUUGAGUCCAUCAACACUGAAGUUAAAACGUGAUAAAGUGGUUGUGUCUUUGGAUGUUGUGAUUAUUAAUGGUGAGACUUUCGUUAUAAAAUGUUUUUGAUUUAGGAUGGGCGACGGCUUGGCCCCAGAAAGUCUUUCCCUUUUCCAUUUCCCCCCCUUAUGGGCGACCUUGCCUGUGCUUACUUGUUUCUGUGUUGUAGAAAAUUGUAAAUGUAAUGUUUAAAUAAAGGUUAAA